AUGGUGGGCAGCACAGGCAGUUUCCGGGCCACCUCACUUGGAAUGUCUCACUUUGAGGAAGGACCCAAUUGGCUCCUCCUCCUCAGAAUGAGACAGGUAGAAGAAGGAGCAGCAGAGAAGCCUCCAACUAGUCAUCUGCCUCAUCAUUGGACAGCUCACUUGCCUGGUCUUCUGUUGGUAGGUGCCAUAGGCUGCCCAUUAAAAUCUAUCUAUCUAUCUAUCUAUCUAUCUAUCUAUCUAUCUAUCUGCAAAGCACCAUUCUCAGGGAUUUCAGAAGUAAUCUACCCAGCUUCUACUCAUAUUGAUCCGGCGCCGAACUCCAGCGUAUAGUUAGCAGAGCAAAAAACUUAAAACACGUUGCAGGAUUCCCAAUAAAUAGACCAGACGCAAUUAAUAUUUCAUCCAGUAGAGCUUUACUGCUACUGAAGGCAAAUGUGCAUAAUGGUCACAAAUCCAAUACAUCCAGGAUUGGUACUGCCCAUAAGAAAUCGAGUUGCAGCAGACUUAAACUUACAAUAACUUUUAAUAAGACAAAACCUUAACACUAUAUACAGAACACCACACAAGAAGAGAGAUAGAAAGUGAAAGUGAAACCCAGGAUCCUUCUGGCCUUCCUUUUAUAGCAUGACCUUGACAGAAGAGAUAACACAACCAGUUUAAGCCAGCUGUACUCAGCUUCUCUGAAGGAAUAAGCCAAACAUCAUGAACCUUCUGCUUGUUUCUUUCACACAGAGAAGCUUCCAUAACCCUCUUGAAUUAAUUAGAAUAGGAAAGAUCUCUGCAUAUCAGAUCAAUGCUUUCUGCACUAAGAAAUGCAAACUGACACUUAAGGCAUGAUAACAUAUCUAUCUCUAAAUCACUAUAAGUGUAUCAAUAUAUAUUUAAGUGUGUGUAUAAGAGAGAGAUAGAGUUUGAGGCGGGGAAGCCAUACAGUAUGUAAGACUAUGUAGCUAAAUGUUUAGACUUCUACCUUCCUCAGGGAUACAGUUGGGAUUUCAAAUGAACACCAUUAGCCUGGAUGACAGUUUUAAGAACACUCGGGAUGGAAUAAUUCUAAGGAGUGUGUCAUACACAAUACAUUGUUGUUGUUUUUAAUUUAAGAAAAGGAAAAGGCUACAUGGGAAACAAGCAUUGUAUUCUAGAUGAAAACCAUUGUUGAUUAUUUGUGCCUUAAGAUGACUGAUUCAGAAAUCCUCUUAUAAUGGUGGAUUUGAUGGUUGCCCCAUAGAAAAAAUAUGUAUUUUAUAUCUAUUUAUUACAUUUCUUCAGGGAGCUCAAGGUGGCGUACAUAGAUCUCCUCUUUUAUCCUCACAAGAACCUUGUGAGGUAGGUUAGGCUGAGAGUGAGUGACUGGCCCAAAGUCACCCAGUGGCUGGGUGGAGAUUUGAACCCUGGCAUCCUAGGUUCCAGUAUGACACUAACCACUACACCAUGCUAGCCCUUUAGCAAGAUUCCCAUUCAUGGCUUGGAAUGAAGGGCUGAAUGUUUAAUUAAACAUUGCAACUUGCCUUAUACCAUAUCACACCAUUGGUCCAUCUACCAACUUUCCCAUUGCUCAUCUUUAUGCAGAAAAGUUUCUACGAUACCUCCAGUCCAGAAAGGGUGAGGGCCAUCAGAAUUAAAAUGCUUUGUAACAGGUUGCACAACUUUCUUGGUCCAGGUUACUGAUCUAUUUAUUUUGAUGUCUUUAGCGUUUUUCAAUGUCAUCACCAUUUUUCGUCUACAAUGGGAUCUUAUUCCCCACAGCGCUGUCCUCAGCAGAAUCGCUCACCUAUCUGGAAAAAGAAUUUCGCUUCUUGGAUGACGAUCUACUGAGUGUCUCUUACCCCAAGUCAGGUAGGAAAGACAGUGUGUGGAAUGAGAGCUGCAGAACAUAAACAGGGAAAGGUCAUUUGAAUUGGCAUUGGCAAAUCAUUUAUCUUGUUUAUUUAUUAAAUGCCCAUCCUGCUCUUCCUCCCAUAGGAGCCCAGGGCAGCAAACACUAAAAUGUUAAAGCAAUAAUAUUAAAAUAAUAAGAUUUUUUUCAAAAAAAUCAAUACACAUGAAAACACCAGACAAUUCAAAAACAUUUAAAACAGUCACAUCCCCUCACCACUAAUAAUUUCAUGUUGCCAGGAGGUUUGCUUUGGUUGUCAAAGUAGUUGUAAGGUGUGCAUUGCAGAACCAAAAGGGCUGUGGGAGAAGAGGUAGCCCUAUGAUUGCUAUACUCCCUCCUAGGUAGCCAUUGGAUGGCAGAGAUCUUGUCAGCGAUCCAGCAAGAAUGGGACCCCUCGUGGGUUUGCAGUGAGAAAAUAACCUGGAUCGAGACUUUUGAUGGCAUGAAGACUGCCUUGAAAUAUCCUCCACCCAGAAUCUUGGCUUCUCACCUUCCAAUAAACCUUUUCCCUAAGACCUUUCUCGAGUCCAAGGCCAAGGUAAGAGGGGAACAAUUCACACGCAAAAGCCUGAUCAUGUCUGUCUGCAGUAAAGAUACUGGGAAUUCCGUACUGUCAAUACAGUAUUUACAGGAAGGUGCCACGAGAGUUGUUUGUAGUAGUAGCAGCAGUAAUAGUACAAGCUUAGAGAUCACUAUAGGAAAGACUCUUUAACCAUCAUCUUAAUUCCAGAAUGGUAUGAAUAGGUAAUGUUCAGUCCAUGACCUCAGCAGAGGACUGCUGUGGCCCCAGUUUGCUAGGCUGCCCCCAAAGCUCUCGCUGUAGCUGGGAGUUGCAAUGAAACGUCUCACUUUCAAAAUUAGGCAAAAUGUCAGAGUUCAAACUGUGUUUUCAGCUUUCGCUUCUGAGGGCCAGACUAGCUGAUGUGAUGAUUUGGCAAGUAGGAAGCCAUGCAGGUGGGUCCUGAAGCCAUAUCUGUAUGGUGAGGCAGAGACUAACUUUUUCAAUCCACUGGCAAUGUUCACGUCUCUUUCCUUAAUGGAGGGGAUCUUCACGGGGAAAUGAAUUCAAGAAAAUGAUUUUUUUUAAAAAACCCCACACCAGUCCCAUUUCCUCUGCCCCAUAAGGGAGCACCAGACACCUGCUCUUGAAUAAAUCUCAAAGAGACAAGAUAUCACAGGUUUCUACUAUUUACACAUGCGGGUGGCACUGUGGGUUAAACCACAGAGCCUAGGACUUGCUGAUCAGAAGGUUGGCAGUUUGAAUCCCUGUGAUGGGGUGAGCUCCCGUUGCUCAGUCCCUGCUCCUGCCAACCUAGCAGUUCGAAAGCACGUCAAAGUGCAAGUAGAUAAAUAGGUACCGCUCUGGCGGGAAGGUAAAUGGCGUUUCCGUGCACUGCUCUGGUUCGCCACAAGCGGCUUAGUCAUGCUGGCCACAUGACCCAGAAGCUCCCUUGGCCAAUAAGGUGAGAUGAGUGCUGCAACCCCAGAGUCAGCCACGACUGGACCUAAUGUUCAGGGGUCCUUUUACCUUUACCUUUAAGGUUCAGGAAAACUUUUUAAGGACCUGUAAAAGUUAGCCCUUUUUGAAAUUUAAUUCUUUUUUAAUUUUUCUCACCUGCAUCCCCAAAAGGUCCCUAAAAUUGAAGGGACAACGUGUGAAUUAUGAGACUAUAAAUUCAGGGAAGGUUGCAAAGAAAAUUGAAGCAAGAAAAUUCCCCUUCAUUUUGCUUCCAGCUUUUCUCAGGGUCAAACUUCCUAUUAUAGUAAUUGCAUAGCUAAUAGCUUGUUCUUGCUCUUUGGGGGAGGGGGUGAUUUUCAUUGGAACCAUAGUAUAUAGAAAGGCGAUGUUUAACCUUUCCCUUCCUGGCUGUGAUCCUGGUGAAAACUGCCCCUCCUCUAUGGACUCAAGGCAAAUCACCCAACACCUGCUGUUAUUUUUUAAACCCCAGACAUAGUUGCUAAGUGCAGGAUUAAAGCAAUUUUCAGAGCUACCUACAUCUCAAAAUCCUAAAUCCUCAGAGAGACAAAACUCUAAAAUAUAGGUGCUCUGAGGUAAAAUCAAAUAUGAUCUGGGAUUAGGGGUGGGAGAGAAAUUUGAUUCAGUGUGCAUUGAAAGGCAAAUCUACUGACAGUGAUCCUUCUAAAUUUGUACCUCCCAGUUAUUUUCAAUGCAGUCCUCCCACCAGGUAAUUUGUACAAAGAUGAACAUAAAAAUGCAUAUUAUUAUGGGCCACCCCAGUCUCUGCCAAGUGGUGCACAGGAUUUCAGGGGUCUUGGCACUUCACCAGGGUUGUGUUUUCUUUGGAAAUGUAGCACAAUGGAGGCUGUGCUCCAUUUCCAUAUUUCUUAAAGAUAUUCGUCUCUGCUGUGCCUCGAUUUCCCGAUUGAAGCAACCCUGCUAGAGAGCCUGGAACCCUCUGGGAUCCUGCCACUGCUCAGCAGACUGGGGUGGCAUGCAACCUUUGUAACAAUAUGACUAUUUGAUUUGAUUUGUUUCCAUGUCGCUUUUCAUUCAAGUGAAUCUCAAAGCGGCUUACAAACAAUAAAUAACUAUCACAUAAUAAAACUACAAUAAAUAGCUAAUUUCCUGACACCCAACUUGGCCGCCACAUUCUACCCAACGUUAGAGCUUGUCCUGCUGCUCCUUCCUUAAAAUGUGCCCGCUGCCUCUCUUCCAGGUUAUUUACACCCUACGAAACCCCAAGGAUGUGCUGGUAUUGUUCCACCACUGCCAUAAAAAAUGGAAGGAUCCUGGAAGUCUGGAUGAGUUCUUGGAGGAGUUCUUAGAUGGGAACGGUAUGGAAAGAGGCAAAUCGGCUCACCCAGGGCCGUCUUUAGCAUAUGCAUGGCUGGGGUGCAAAGAUCCGCCCAGCGCCCCCAAAUUUAGUUAAUUUCGCAUGCAUGGCGCCAUUGAGAAUGGCAAGCGCCCUCGUUGAGUCUGAAAAGCGCCACCGUGGUGAAUGACAAGCACCGCUGCUGACUUGGCGCUUCUUUGGUAAAUGAGCGCACAAAGUCAAAAGUCCUUUAGUGAAACAGCAGGUAUACAUUUUGGUAAUACCUGAGCUCCCGUUGCUCGGUCCCUGCUCCUGCCAACCUAGCAGUUCGAAAGCACGGCAAAGUGCAAGUAGAUAAAUAGGUACCGCUCCGGCGGGAAGGUAAACGGCGUUUCCAUGCGCUGCUCUGGUUCGCCAGAAGCGGCUUAGUCAUGCUGGCCACAUGACCCGGAAGCUGUACGCCGGCUUCCUUGGCCAAUAAAGCGAGAUGGGCGCCGCAACCCCAGAGUUGGUCAUGACUGGACCUAAUGGUCAGGGGUCCCCUUUACCUUUACAGUGGUACCUCGCAAGACGAAUGCCUCGCAAGACAAAAAAACUCGCUAGACGAAAGGGUUUUUGGUUUUUUGACCUGCUUCGCAAGACGAUUUUCCCUAUGGGCUUGCUUUGCCAGACGGAAACGUCUUGCAAGUUUGUUUCCUUUUUCUUAACACUGUUAAUACAGUUGCGACUUGACUUUGAGGAGCAACUCAUAGAACGCGGUGUGGUAGCCUUUUUUGAGGUUUUUAAAGACUUUGGUAAUUUUUGAAGCUUUUCCAAAACCUUCCCGACACCGUGCUUCGCAAGACAAAAAAAAUCGCAAGACGACAAAACUCGUGGAAUGAAUUAAUUUCGUCUUGCGAGGCACCACUGUACUAGGUAUAUAUGUAUUUUGUUUUUCUAGCUUGAUCAGAAUUAUUUAUUAUUUCAUAACAGCUAGAUAGUUAAGAGCUUAGGUGGCUUCAGCAGCGGGUGCAUGGCGCCCCGCAGAAUUCGGCGCCUGGGUGCCCUGCACCUCUUGCACCCCCAGGUAAAGACAGCCCUGGGAUCAUCCCCCUCUGUUGCAGCCCAAAGGUCUGCUCCAUGGCACCAUGAAGUCUCUCUUUUUAACCAUCACUAGAGACCUAUCGUAGAACUGUAAUUCCAGCAGGGAUAAAUCAGAAGGAAGGUGGGAGGUGCCAUGUUAGUUAAACUCAUUUCCUUUUAAAAUUAAUAACGUCCUUAAGUAGUGAAUGGCCUGAAUGUGUGGGGCGGGGAUAUAGUGGGGUCUCAAAUUCAGUGUUUUGGGGCAAUAGUAUAAGGAAUGUGACACUGGAGUUGUUACUGGACUACAAAUGCCAUCAUUCCUGACCACAGGCUAUACUUGCUGAGUGCCAGGGACUGGGCAGAGGAGGAAUGGUGGAGACCGCCUCCACAUCCUGACCCUUCCAGGGAGGAGGAAGAGGAAGACAGUCUAGAUUUACAACAGGGGUUUGAGGGAGGUAGCUGCUCAGAGGAAGAUGAGGGGUAAAGCUCGAAAAUCAUGGGAUAGCCAGGACAACACCCGGCUGACACGUUGCCAUUAGAAAGCACCCCAGACCUUCCAUCUCACGGAACCCGGUGAGCCUUGAAAGUAGGAGAGCAAAGAGCUCAAAGACAGAGGGCACAUAGCAGCACCCGUAGAAGUGGCGAAUGAGGAAGUGGGAGGGACGGAGGGUGGAGAUUCACUUGGAACAACGCCAUUAUCCAAGAGGCUGGGUUCUAUAGUCCCUCUCUAUAAAGAUUGAAAUGAAAAAGGACAGUAAGAAACUUUUCCUUGUCUGUAUACUUUCCUGGGCAACCAGCUGGAAGCCGCUGACAGCACCCUGACACUGGGGCUGAUGGGAGGUGUGGUCCAAAAGAAGUGGUAAAGUUGCUGUCUCACCCGAAACUCUGUGCCAUUAUAUAGUCUAGUAACUAAUUGGCAGUAUCUGGAUAGGAUUCAGGAGUCUCCUGCUGCUAUUGUGCUUUUGUUUGAGAAAAGCAUUAGAUGUUCCUUGCUACCUUCUUGGUUAGUCUGUUCUCCCCUAGUCUUCCUUGACACACCUCCCUACUGUUGAUGCUUACUGGUGCCUCCGUUUUCCUCUUCCAGUGUCCCAUGGCUCCUGGUUUGACCACGUGAAAGGCUGGCUGCAGAUGAAGAAAAGGGAAAACUUCCUUUUCAUCACGGUUGAAGAGUUAAAACAGGUGUGGUCCAACCUUAGCACUUGUCCUGGAGUUGUCCACACUUCAGCUUGUCCCAUAGCUAGGAAGCAUGGGUCCAGCCCGUUUUCUGCUUGUAACUCAUACUUUCUAGGCAUGAGUCCAAGCCGUUUUGUAUUUGCCCCAUUGCUUUCCCCUGGAAAACCUGCUCUUUAGCGCCAAGUCUGAGCAAACGUCCAUCUGGAGAAAAACCUGAUUGAUGUUUGCUCCAAGUCAGCUAUAAACAGCGGGUUUUCCUGGGGGAAAGUGGCAGAAAAGCGGAAGUGUAAAUGAGCCCAUUGUUAUAUUCACACAUCCAUAGUUACCUCACCUUGUUUAUUGCUUAUCUAUUUCAUAAAAUUUAUAUAGCACUUGAUUAAAAAAAAAACCCUCAAAGAAGUUUAGAAAAGGUUUUCACCAUUUUCGUUUUUGUAAAUUCUGGUACUGUUUGCUAGAUACAUUUAAACAUGUGCAGUAUUCCUUUCUGCCUCUCUACAUGAUUAAUAAUAAUAAUAAUAAUAAUAACAAUAAUAAAUGUAUUUAUACCCCACCCUCCCCAGCCAAGACCGGGCUCAGGGUGGUAAAUAAACCUAAUAGGAAAGUCACUUAAUGGAAAAGAGCUUUAUAUCAUGUGCAGAGUGCCCUUCCUUUGUCCCACAUCAGACCAGGAAUGCCACCAGAUUAGCUAUUUUGUAUUUAUUUCAAUAUCUCCUUUUACUUGUAUUUUCUUCAACUUCUUACUUCAAAAAAAGACUUUUUCUUUUAGGUGUCUGUGCACAGGGAAACAAAUACUUGCAUGCCCACAACAUUUUAGGUGUCUGUGCACAGGGAAACAAAUACUUGCAUGCCCACAACAUUUGGAACCUCACACAAAUUUAAUAUUUUGUGCAAAUCUGAUAGUUUAAAAAACUUGUAUUCCUCCCCCCCCCGAUUUUUUUUUUAAAGUGUGCACACAGAUAAACAAAUAGCCUAUAAUGGACCUCAGUUUUCCAGAACUUGUGAAGGACAAGGAUAUACUAAUUGAGAAGGAGUGUGGAGACACACAGCAUGAAAACAUUCCAUCAAGCAUCACCCACUAGUAUAGACAGGAAGCAACAGGACGGAUUUUGGAGGCAUAAAAUCAAAACGGGAUGAAGGCAAACAAAUUUGCACAUGGACUCAGUGACCUAAUGCGGACACAACCAAGGUCUGCUGCUGUCUCAGAUGCUCCUUCGGUGCUGAGCAGGCCAAGAGGCAGUCUGAGACAAAAAGAAAGGCAAUUUUUUGAGAACAGGAUUCUGCUCUGGCUUCCUCACCAUGGUGGCUGAGAGGUCAAUACACCCAUGGCAUCAGUAUUGUUAAAUGCACCCUACAAACUAGCAGUAAUGCCCUCUGUGUGCCUCUUCAUCAGUUUCACAGUCAUUUGCUUUCCCCUUCUGCAGGACCUUCGAGGGAGUGUGGAGAAGAUCUGCCAGUUCCUUGGCAAGGAGCUGAACAGCCAGCAAAUUGACUCUGUGGCGGAAAACCCCUCCUUCCAGAAAGUGAAGAAUGAGACUAUGCCCAUCUCAUCUCGGAAGCGAGGAAGUGUUUCGAUGCACAUUAAACAGCCGCUUGUGUUGACAGGUAACAAUAUAGCUUAUGGUGGAGUCCAUAGAUAAAGGCUAUUAGGCAAAGGGGGCGGGGCGGGUGGAGAGUCUUUCCCUGUGAACUGCCAUUGACCAAUGGAUAAAGUUAAUCAGGAACUGAAGCCAGUGCUGAAAUAAUUCUGGCUGAACAUCUUUGUGGUUACGAGUCCCUCUUGUGGUCUUUCAGGGCUACCCGGGGAUUGGAAGAACCACGUCACAGUGGCACAGAACGAACGCUUUGACCGUUUUUAUCCAUCUCACAUUAAAGGUGUGGGUGUGAGUUUCCCCUGGGACUGAAGAAGAACAAAUGGUUGCUCUUGCUUGCUUUUUUGCAUCCCCACACCCUUUUAUCUCUCAUAUGAUGCAUGUCCCUCCUACCAAACCACCAGACGGUAUCGCUGCCGAAUUAUUAUUUCUUCAGAUGCGAUCAGAAGAGGCUGGUCAGUGAAUGGUAUGGUUGUAUUGUAUUUUGUAUUUUCAAAUAUGGUAUGCAAGAGGUAGGGAACCUGUGUGGCCAUCCAGAUGUUGAACUGCAAGCCCAUCACCCCCAACCAUUGGCAAUGAUGGCUGGAGCUGAUGGGAGCUGGAAUCUAUUACCAUCUGGAGGGCUACAGGUUCCCCAUCCCUGCUGUAUGCUGUUUGUUUUUAUUCUGUAAUAAAAUUGUAUUGUAUCUUAUUGUAUCCAUAAUUGUGUUGAUGCGCAGCUAAAUGCAUUCAAUUACCCAUACCAAUACAACAUAUGGUAAUGCUGUCAGCUUGAUGUUAUGGAUUUCAAAGUUAUUUCCCAAACUGGCAGUCUCUCUCUCUCUCUCCCCCCCCCCCCAUUACAGAGUCUGUUCUGGCUGCAUUUUCCUUGUGAUUGAAGCAAUAUCCUCUCAUGCCAAAGAAACUCCUCCAGGGGGUGGGAGUUUCCUGGUAGUGAGUGAUUCAAUCAUUAGGGUUUGGAAUGGGUGUGUGGACUUCAUGGUGACUUACCUGCCAGGUCAAAAGUUGAGAAUGUGACACAUCAUCUAGAUAGCUUGGUUGUUAAUGAUGGGGAAGUGUCAGUGGUUCAAUAACCUGUGGAAGUGUAGAGGCGAAGUUCUGGAAGUGACAUUUCAGGUGUUAGGUAGAGGCUUGAAAACCAGAAUCUUCAAAGUUGCUUUCUCAGAACUGCUACCAGAUCCACAUGCAAGGCCAAUAAGACAUGAAACGUUGAGGACUCUCAAUGCAUUGAUGAGAUGAUGGGUGUCAGUAGGAGGAGUUUGAUUUGUUAGGCAUGGGGGAAUUUGGGGUGUGUGUGUGACAAACUGGUUCUCUACAAAAAAGUGUCAGGCUCCAGGUCAACCAAAUGUUGGUGUUUAAAAUCAGAACACACUGAGAGGGAUGCAGAGGAGGUCAGGGAAACUGCUGGCCAGUUAGCUUAACAUCUGUUCUGGAAAAAGUGGUGGAGAACAUUAUUAAAUAUGAAAUUGUGAAGCAUCUAGGAAAGGAGGCAAGCUGAAGGAGAACCAGCAUGGCUUCUGUGAAAGUAAUUCCUGUUUAAUCAACAUUUAGAGUUCAUAGAGGAGGUCCAUAACUAUGUUCAUAGAGAGGGUCCAUAACUAUAUAGGGGUGAUCUAGUACAGAGUGUGUAUUUAGACUUUCAAAAAGCCUUUGGUACAGUCCCACACCAAAAAAGCACCAGAGUAAGCUUAGCAGUUAUUAGAUAAGAGACAUAUUAUUUCAUGGAUCUGUAACUGGUUAAGAACAGGAAACAGUUCUCACAAUGGAUGGAUGUAAGAAGGGGUGUCUCCAAGGGUCUGUAUUGGUGCCAGUGUUUUUAAUUUGUUCAUAAUAGAGUUGCGAGUGACAGUGAAGUGGUCAAGCGAUGAAACUAAAAUAUUCAGUAUUUCAAAGGAAAGAAGGGAUCCAAAGAGGUCCAAAACAAUUGUUCCAAACUGGGUGAAUGGGCCUUAAAAUGGAAAAUAUUGUUCUAUGUAAGUGUAUGUACAUUGAAGCAAGAAAUCCUAACUUCAUAUAGUGGAUCGCUCAAUGAAGAUAUUGACCCAGUGUACAGAAGCUGUGAAAAAAGGUGAAAUUCAUGUUAGGAAAGAGAUUGAAAAUAAAACUGCCAAUAGUCUGAUGCUAGUCUACGGUGUGAUCACAUACUUUGAAUACUGUGUUUUGGUAUUGUUGCUGCACCUCGAAAAGGAUAUAGUGUAGAUCUGGAAAAGGUGCAGAAAAAUGCAAACAAAAUGGUCAAGGGGCUGGAGCAGCUCCUCUGUGAGGAAAGGUUGCUGCAGUGGGGACUUUUCAGGUUAGGAAAAAAGCAAGUAAGGGGAGACAUGAUAGGGAACAAUAAAAUUAUGCACAGGGUAGAGAAAGUGGAGAAAGAAAAAUGUUUUUCCCUCGUGCAUAAACCUAAGAACCUGCAGUCUUCCAAGGAAGCUAAGGGCUCAUCCAGAUUUCUGCUUCUUAUAUUCUUUUGCUGUGGCUGAUGGAGAAUAAGUAAGUAAACAUUCCUACUAGGGUUCCUUGCAAUGUGUGGAUGAAUGCAUGCGAGACAAAUUUCCUACACAGAAGAAACUUAUGGGUAAGUUGGCCACUUAACUCAUCGCCAAAAAAGUUGAAAUGCACCAGCUGCUCGUUCCACGUGCUCACAGUUGAUAGGCAACAUCAAGACCCCUACUCUUGUUUUUUCAGUAAUUGACCUUUAAACCAGACUUGGAUAGUCCUUCAAAGAGAGGAUUCCUUGAAUAGAACUGACUUCUGUAAAGAAACAACCCCUGCUUCUAUGUAGGCUAUGCUGCAUGUGUCUUGGGUUUCAUCACAUCUGCACAGUGUUGCAACUCAAAGAGUAUGUAGAUAACAACCAUACUAUCACAGGAACAUUAGUGGUUGCUUUCUUCUGAUAUUUUUCGGACCUAUACCGAGCCAGACCAGGAGAUAAAAUAGAAAUUGAAAGAAAUAUAAGAGAAAAUAAGUUGCCAGAAAUUCCAUAUGAAAAGUUGAAUAUUUUAAAUGCACCAAUUAAUAUAGCAGAAAUGCCAUUAAACAAGCAAAAACAGGAAAAGCAACAGGCCCAGAUGGACUAACAGCAAAAUACUACCAAAAAAAAUAGAAAAUUACUUAAUUCACCCACUACAAAAUGUAAUGAACGAAAUAUUAAAGAUAGGGGAAAUACCAAAGACUUGGAAAGAGGCUUCUAUUACUCUAAUUCCACAAGACAAAAGAUAAUAAGUGCUGGAAGUGUAAAGAAGUAGAAGGUAUGUGUCAAGGCUGCCUCAAGUCUCAGCUCACAAAAGACCAACGCCUAUGUCUUCUUAUAUACAAAAGUGUUUAUUGCAGUUCAUUGUUUGCUUGACAUCCUAGGCGCGCAGCCUUACGUCUGCUACGCUUAGACCGCUGAAGUCCCCUCUGAAUCCGCCCCUCCCCUACACCAAUUUAAGAGGCUUACGCUGCUCCACCUCUUUCUCUCCUUCCUUUCCGCAGGGUCCUUCUGCCCGCUGGGGUUUCGCUCCUCCUGGAUUCCUCUGACGCAGAAUCAGACUGCUCUUCCCCCCUCCUGCGGGCUUUGGGACCUGGCCCCUCCUCCGGGCUCCCUGUACUUCCGCGCGCCUCUACAUUUGAACUUGGCGCGCGGGCCAAACCUCUAACUUUCCUUUUGACAGUUAUACUACUCCCUUCACUGCUCCCCUCCCCUCCGGGAGGGCGGCUUGCUCUGACCUCCCUCCUUUCUCUGCUGCCGGAGCUGCUUCCCUGACACACUGGAAACUCCACCCCUUCGCUGCACUCUGGUGGGGAGGCUGGUCCUGACGCCCAGCUGCCACUUUGGGAUCCUCCGCUGGCCCCCUGCUCCUGACACGUCCCCCUGGGGCUCCCCUGGCCUUGACCACCGGCGCCCCCUUCUGGGAAUCCUCUGAUUCGCUGGAAAGACUCAUGGAAUCUCUUGAGUCAUUGUCAUCCUCUUCCUCGCUGGCUUGGAAUUCAUCCCCAUCGCUCUCCAUCUCCUGCCUACCCUGUGCCUCUCUCCCUGAACCCCUGACAGUAUGUUUUACCAUAUGUGGUGGCAAUGUAAGGUUAUAAAAAGUUUUUGGGAAAUGAUUUAUAAUGAAUUGAAAAAAAAGUUUAAAAUAACAUUUCUUAAAAAGCCAGAAGCUUUCUUAAUAGGUAUAACUGGAAUGGAUAUACCAAAAGAAUACAAAAUUUGUUUAUGUAUGCAACAACAGCCACCCGGAUAUUCAUAGCUCAACAUUGGAAAGAAGUCCCAACUAACGAUGACUGGCAACUUAAAUAAACGGAAUAUGCUGAAAUGGCUAAAUUACCUGGAAGACUAAGAAAUCAAGAAGACAACAAAUAUAAAAAAAGAAUGGAAAAUGUUUAUUGCAUAUUUACAAAAGCGUUGUAAGGAAGCUAAUGGAGUGGUUGUGGGCGGGAGCCCGAGCACCGCCCCUAGCAGGGGGCGGUUGCCCCCUGCCUCCACCUCACCUGGCUGGCGCCCACGCCCCCUCUGCAGGCAUCCAACCAGGUGCCUCGGAGGGGGCGUGUUCAGCAGCCUUAUGCUGCGGUGCCAGCCUCUCCCUGGCCUCAUUCUUCGCCGUCGUCUCGUCGCGAGUCACCCACCCUCCACUCCCUUAGAGUUAGGGCUUAGGUCAUUGGCCUUGCUAUGGACCUUAGGUUGGUCACCCUGGUUGUCCAGGGGGCCUGGUAGGAGUUUUUCCAUUUGGCAUUAGGCUUUUUGGUUUUUCGCCUACCUCGUAGCAAUCGUCACAACUUUUGUGGUAUUGGUGGGUAGGUUAGGCAUUGGUAUAAUGUGUUGUGGUGUGUCGAAGGGCUAGGUGUGGCCAUCGCCUAUGCCUUCAAUUUUGGGUAUUCCGUUAAAGGAAUCUGGUGGUCGUGUGUUCUGUCCGAUGCCUGCUUGGCGGGAGGCCAUGGCACGACCCUCGGUGACAUCAGGGGGGAGCCUAUAGUUGGAUUAGCAUCAACAGGCUCCACCUACUGGUGAAUAAACCCACGUGUUUUAGAGAUCCAAUGCCUAAGCCAAUACCUUUUCACUGCUGUAAUCAAUAAAGUUGUGGCCUUUCCAUGCCCAUUAACCUUAUAUCACGUGUCCUUGUGUAUUCAUUUCACAUCGCGGGGGUCGGGUCCUCGAACCACAAUAUGGAUUUAAUAUGGUGUGAAAAUGUUUUAUUUUCUAUUUCUAUUUUAAUUGUUUUUGUUAGUUAUGGUUUAUAUGAUGAUGAUAAUGUUUAAAUGUGAAAAUUAAUUAAUUUUUUUUAAAUAAAAUAACAACAACAAGAAUGGUCCAUCAGCCUCUCCAGGGUUUCAGACAGGAAUCUUUAACUGCCCUCCCUGCAGAUUGAAACGGGGACCUUCUGCAUGUAAGGCAUGUAAGGCACUGAGCUAUGGUCCUUCCCAAUGGAUAAGCCCAUGAAUUCACAAGGAUUGUUUCUACAACAUUAUACUUCCAUGAAAAUGCAAAACAGCCUAACAGGCUGCACUGAAAACAUAAAACAAAAGACACAUUGAGAAAAACACUACUAUGUGUCAAUCGACAUGAACACUCUUUUCUUCUGGAGGUUUUAGAUACCAGGCUGGGUUUGGGGUGAGACAUUUUGAUAAAAUUAAAUACUUAGUAAUGCUGUCCAAUCUAUGUUGUAUUGCCCUUGUAGCACUGAAACGUCUGGUGAGGACCGGAUGAGCUGUUGUGAUGGCUGCCAAUAAUUCAGUAGGCAUCUAUUGCAAUCUUCAAAUUAAUACAUUUGACAGCUCCCUAAGGUACAUCAUGUACCCGGCAGAAGCAUCAUCUUGCUCUCUUAGCAAAAAUUCCAUGUUGCUUAAGGAUCGUAGAGCCAGCUAUCUUCCCAAAGUGUCAGCAAGAUCUUCCAGCACAGAAUCACUACAUAACCCCCCAAACCCCUCCUUUCACAUGAAUUUGGUGACAACAAAGCGCCUUUCUGUUGCGUCGGUGCAAACCUGCAGGCAUAAAAAUCCACUCCUGCUUUUUGGUCGCAGCUCCUUUCUAGAUACAGCAGUAUUCUAUUCCUCACACCCUUGAACCCAGAAGAGGUAAUUUCUGACCCCUGUUAUUUCUUACAGUAGUCAAGGCGCAUUAUUAUUAUUAUUAUUAUUAUUAUUAUUAUUAUUAUCUCUUUGGCAUUAUGAAUGGGUUAUUAAUAAUGCUGCCACAUACCCCAAUUUUGUGCCUUCAUUUUUAUUUUUAUUUUUUUAAAUCCUAACCCAAAAGAAAGCUUUUAUUUGGGUCGGCAUUCUUUGAAUAUACCAGCAGGUUCAAAUUAUAACCCCAAGGACGUCAGCUAAAGGACUUGGUAUCUAUAUGAGCUGUUCAAGCUCAGGAAGUGGUGGGUGAUUUUUCACCUGAGAUUCUUAAGUAGCUACUGAAUGGCCACCUCUAUUCUAGGCUAUAGUAGUGCUGUUAAAGGGGGUUACCUUUGUGGUCCCCUUCAGCUCUGCGGUUCUGUUAUUUUAACCGCCUGCUCUACUCAAGAUCUGUGGUACAGGUGCAACUCCAAUAUCCCUGGACUGAUGGCCACCCAGCUUCUGCAUAAAUGUCUGCAACACAGGACAACCCGCCAUCUUCUGAGACAGCCUGUUCCACGGUUGGACAGCUCAUGCCAUUAGCAAGUUUCUCUUAAUGGUUAAAGGGAAUCUCCCUUCCUGCAAUUUCCACCGAUUGGAUAUACCUGUUAGGAGUCCAGGCUCCCGGCUUGAUAACACAGUAAAUGUAUGUAAUUAAAAAGGAGAACUUAUUGCAAAAACAAGCAGUUAGCUCCGGAUUGCUCUAGCCAAGCAUCCGGAUGUUAGGAUAUCCCGUUCCACCUUAAGUACAGGCAUGACUAUUGUGUGUCACAUGCCUGUUUACACUCCAGCACAGCUUGCUGAGAAUUUCCGUUUGUGUAUAGCUUUCACUUUUAGCGUCUUGCUUGGGACACAAAGGAGAUUGGACAUGUUUUUCUUUUGUCCUGCUGUACGCUGAAUAAACUGCUUGUAAAUAUGCUCACACAGCCGUCUCCUGCCACUUCUGUUGCGUAGCAUUUGCUCUGCUGAGUAGCAUGCUCUAGCUUCUGAAGCUUGAGUCGCUGAUGCUGCACCAAGGACUGGAGAUUGCCUGGCACACCGGCCGGUGGGCUGGAGCCAGCUGGGGGCCUGCCAAUUGCCCCCGAUUCCUUGGCUGCAUCCCAACACUGGCAUCAUCCCUAAGUUGACCCUUCUGAUGAGUUCUUCCUGCGUUGACAGAAGAUACUGAACCUGUUACCCUUACGUCUCUUGUUUUGUUUCCUGUCUGGCAGCCGUCCUAUUCAUCUACGUCUCAGGCUCCUUGGGUCAUUUGCAGCCCCUUCCUGUGACGAAAGACUGUCUCUCUCGCUUUUCGUGCCUGUCUGUGCUUCCUGAGAGCUUUGGCUGUGUUCCAGCCUGCUCUCAGCUACUGCCUUAUCAGUCUGCUGCUCAAGGCCAGGAGCAUGCAACGCCUGCAGCUGAUGACUCUCCUCUGCCUUAGUAAAAUCCAAGCCUCUCUGUUCUUGGUUGCUUUUUGCAGCCGGCUGCAAACCUUCGCUUGGAGCUGGCAUAUUUAUGACAUUACCCGUGCAACAGUGGUCCAGCCUGCUUCUAAUCUUCUGAAAGGCAGAUCUUUAGCAUUUCAAAAAAUGCAAUUUAAACAAAUCAAUGUCUAAUAUAAAUGGGCUUCCAGUCCCUUCUGCACAACUGUAUCCCUACAUUCUUCUGUGUCUCAUGUAGUCAUUGUUACUGCUGCUGAAGAACCACAUCCUAUUACCAGACAAUUUAUUGUAUUUUUUUAAAAAAUGUAUUAUGUUUCCUUUUACUUUUGAGCUCCCUAGAAAAUGUUGCUGAUGUGUGGCUUUUAAUUUCAACAACAUAGCUCAGGAGAGGUAAGGUUGUCAGAGUGGUGCUGUGGAUUAUAAACAUUUCUUUCCAAGACUGUCUUCAUUACUCUUGCGAAGUCCCUACUCUCACUGCUUCUUGCUAUUUAGUGUCUACAGAGAGUAAGUAAGCAUUCCUACUAGAGUGCCUUGCAAACUAUUCCACACAUUUCCUUCAUGAAAGCCAGCUUGAAUAGGGUGCAUUGCAGACCCUCCAAGUGUCCCUAUUUUCCUGGGACAGCCCCGAAUUUACAGAAGCUGCCCCAGUUUCUGAUUUGAUCCUGGAAUGUCCCACUUUUCCUUAGGAUGUCCUUAUUUCCAUCGGAGAAAUGUUGGAAGGUAUGGAGUUAUCUGACCUCCGAGUUAUCUGAAGGUAGGCAUGUAUGGGGAAGGGCUUUUUUUUAAUGUUUAAUGUUUUAGUAUGGUUUUUCAUAUGUUGGAAGCCAUCCAGAGUGGCUGGGGCAACCCAGUCAGAUGGAUGGAGUAUAAUAAUAAUAAUAAUAAUAAUAAUAAUAAUACAUCUCUAUUUUCAUCAGAGAAAUGUUAGCGGAUAUGGGUUCCGCCCAGUACUGACCCAAGAGAGUUUGGUACCAAAUAAACCUUUUAAAGGGUGAACCAGGGCAAGUGCCCCCCCCAAGUUAUUUGAUGAUGUGCUGACCUGGAUCCUAAUCCAAAAAACAACUCCUACUUUUCACACUUGAGGCCUGGCUGCCUUCCAAGGUGGUAUCUGGAAUGAUAAAAGCUGGAAUGAGUAGUCCUGGGGAAUGGAUCUCAAAAAACAGAGAUUGUCAUUUUCAGACAAUUGCAGCCACCUGGAACUUGCAGUGCUGUGCAACAAUAUAGAGCUCUACUCUCUUCUUACAACUGAAUCCAGGCAGGUGCCAACAGAUGGCUCUCCAAGGGCUUAGGGCUGUCCUGCCCCACCCAAGUCCUAUUCUCUGCUAAUAGUUACACAGGGAUCAGUGCACCAGCAAAUGAAUCAGCUCCGAGCAGAUUCACUGAGCCGUAGAGAUGCACAUGGGAUGGGCAAACAACUUUAAAAUGUGAGUGCAUUGCAAGACCUCAACAGCAGGACCUUUGGCGGUCAGGAAGGAGAUCAGCGUUUGGACCAGACUCUGGCUCUCAUCUUCUGAGAAACACUGGCGAAAAGCAGAACAUGAAUGGACACAGAUGAGUCCUUACCGUGCCAGUGACCUCUAGGUCAAAAUCUGACUUGAGGGGUUCUUAUUUCAUCUGAAAGUGGGAUUCACAGAAGCAAGGCAACCCCUUGAUAACAAGCUUUUAGUUUCCCAAACUCUCUCUGGUACCCUCUAACAUUUCUCUGGUGAAAAUAGGGACGUCCUAUUCCACCCCCUCUGUAAUAUUUCUCAGGUGAGGGAGCCUGUUGUUGGGGCACCUGGUUGUGCCUCCUCAAAAAAAUGCACGCAGGGCCACGCCCCCAGCCCCCCACGCUACGCCACUGUACCAGAGAGAGGUUGACAAGGGAAGUGGACAGCAGCAAGAGGGAGACUCUUUAAAAUGUCUAUGUUAAAUGAGGAAUGUGGUGUCAAAAAUCUGUCAGUUUGGUUUCUUUUUGCAUUUUGUUAAUCUUAAAAAUUCAGUUCACUUCAUAAAUGUAUGUAUUUAGGGGAUUUUUUUUUUAAAGGUAUCAUGAUCCAUACAUUUCCAUGAGACAGAUGGAUGCCAACCAACUUCCCAGUGUGCCCACUUUCCCAUGCAAUUUCACCUAGUGCAUAUACUCUUGCCAGCACAUUUUCCAUAAUAGAAUGCAUUUUUCACACAUGCACUUUUCAUGAAGGUCUUAUCCACACAUCCUCUUGCCUUGCCGCUUUCCCUCAGGGAAAACCGUUCUUUAGUGCUCCAUCUGAGCAAACGGUAAUCGAGUUUUCCGUGGACUGCAGUUCAUCCUGAUUUAAAGCUAAAGAGUGGGUUUUCCCUCAAAAAGGAGUGAGUCAGUUGGAAAACUGCUUGGACCUGUGCUUUCUAGGCAUGGGGCAAACUGAAGUAUGGAUGAGCCCUAAUACAAACCUUUUCGUAUGCCUUAUUUGGUUAUGCUGCAAAAGAGAAGUGCAAAUUUUGCACUAAAACGUGAACUGAAUGAUUUUUUUCCCUAAUUCCUAAAAAAGGGACUUCAUUUUCCAUCUCAUAUUGAAUUACCAGUUAUUCUGUCCAUGGUUUCCUGUUCCUCUAUGUUUCUUAGCCAGAUAUUUGGUCUGUGGUCCCUUUAAGACAGAGCUUUCCAAAGUGUGUGUCCUGACAUGUUAGUGUGUAGGUCAUACUAAGUUGACAGAACUUACAGAUUUGAAAAUAAGGGACCAGCAGCCUUGAAAAUAAGGGACCAGCAGCCAAAAUAAGGGAUUUUAGUCAACCAGUUAAAAGGGACCAGAUAAUUUUGGAGAGCAGAGCCGGUUUUUAGCCCUUUGUUUCCAGAGGUUGCUGCUCAAGACACCAGCCGAUGAAACACUGCACUUAAAGAACUACAAGCAGCAACCACUUUUCGUGCAAAACAAAGUCCAAGCUACAAAGAUGCUGCUGUAGUUCUGUAUCUUUUCUCUCGUGCUCCAUCUGCAGCUCUCAAUUCCAUCAGGUGGGGCAGGAGGAGGGGGGGGGAAAUAGCGCCCAAAGUAAACCCGCAGAUCAGACCAUCUAUGCUAGUCUACCACUACAAAUCUAUGGGAGAAGCGCUUGCGGUCCUUCCCUUGUAGCCCUUGGAACACCUGCCCGCGCCUCCUCCUCCUCCUCCUCCUCCUCCUCUCUCUGAACUGCUUUCUCUAUGGUUGCCCUCUCUCUCCUCUCAAGGCUCCUCAUCAAUUCAUAGACCAUGCCAGGCUGUCCAUCUCAUCCGGGUCCUUCGGCGGCGCAGCCGCAGUACGGCCUAACAGGAGCGGGAGCGCCGGUGAUGGGCAGACGGGAGGCCCCAGGCAGAGACGCUCAGUUCGGCAGCAGUGAGGAGGAUGGUGGCGGAAGGGCCCGAGGCUCCCACCAGUCCCAGCGGGGAGGGGCUCCCGGGGGCCGAGUCUGGUGAAAGGAGGCCGAAGGGGGGCGUGCUGGGCAGCCAAGCAACACAGUUGGAGCCUCCCUCCUCCCUGGCCGGCAGGAAGGGAGGGAGAGGAGCUGCUUCCUUUGAAAGCCAGGAAAUUUAAGGGACAUCCAUCAAUAAGGGACAGCAGUGGGACAUGGUGCUGGGAUAAGGGACUGUCCCUCCAAAUAAGGGACGCUUGACAGCUAUGGUGUAGGUGUGUCACGUGAACGCUCCCCGUGCUUCUCCUGGGUCUGGAAAGGGGUUAGUUUAACCUCUUGUUUGCUAGCAAAAAUGAAUUACUGUGUUGCAAAAUGAUGCGUCUCUAAAAAGUGUGUCACCAACAUGAAAAGUUUGGAAAGCUCUGCUUUAAGAGAUACAGCUGCUUCCUGGGGAUUUACAAGGCUGGGCAACUGAGAGUUAGUGCAUUUACCCUGUUACUUGUUCCGUGUUGUUGUGGAUGCUCACUGCUGAGACAGAGGACAAUACAGCCGUUAAAAGGGAAAGCAUUACACCAAUUCCCAGGGGUGUGGCAAGAUCCUGUUCCCCAAUCCAGAUCUCCUUUUGCAAACAUUUGGGAGUUCAAGCCAAGUGGGAUGAUCAUGGCACAGAGUCCACACUUUGUGUGAUUACCUAAUCCUUGUUGAUCUUCUCUCAGUAAAGGAGCAAACAAGAGGAUCAAGGCCUAAUCCACAUCCGCCUUGCCCUCUCAGCAAUGAUUGGUUUCCUGCUUUCUUAAUUGGGACUGCUAGAUUGGGGCCCUUAGAUCUCCUUGUCAGAAGAACACAGGGUGGAGGACAGCUAAUACAGUGGUACCUCGGGUUAAGUACUUAAUUCGUUCCGGAGGUCUGUUCUUAACCUGAAACCGUUCUUAACCUGAAGCACCACUUUAGCUAAUGGGGCCUCCUGCUGCUGCUGUGCCGCCGAAGCACGAUUUCUGUUCUCAUCCUGAAGCAAAGUUCUUAACCUGAAGCACCAUUUCUGGGUUAGCAGAGUCUGUAACCUGAAGCAUAUGUAACCUGAAGUAUAUGUAACCCGAGGUACCACUGUACUGAUUUUUAUAGAGUUGGGAUAAAGCACCCUGAAGUGAGGUCUUGAGGAAGGAGCUUCUUUCAAACCACACAGUCAGGCUGGAUGUUUUAGGACAGAGCCGUCAAUUGGUAGCUUUUCAGAUUUUGGUGGACUCCAAUUCCCAUCAGUCUCUGCUAGCAUGGCCAGUGGCUGGAGAUGAUGGGAGUUGUAGCUCAGCAACAUCUGGAGGGCCACAGGUCCCCUACAUCUGCAUUAGAAGAUACAUCAGCCUAUGGAACAUGGUCACCUUAGUCUAUAGUACAGCUUCGCUUGUGCCCUGACAUCAUGGCAACUGUGUUUCUUGGCCCCCACCAGUACUGAAUUUAGGGGUGUGGGGGCAGAUUUCCCCCCCACACACAGGGUGCCGAGCCGAGGGGGUGCAAAAUUGAGAAGAUCUACAACUGAGAAGAUACAUUUGGGGGCUGUGUGUUUUCCUAUACAUCACAAUGUUUCAAUAGCUUUAAAAGAUGAGGCUGUUCAAAAUUUUGCUUGCAGAUAACUGAAGAUGUGGUUUAUGGUUAAAGCACAGCUCUGGAUAUAUUUUUUAAUAGUUACAAACUUGAUUUAAGGUAUUUUUGUUCUUGUUGUUUUAAAUCCUAUAUUGUUCUUUUUUAAGAAAAGCAAAUAUACCUCACAUUACUUCACAGGCCGUGUUCUAGACAGAAAGCGUGGCCAGUCUGAAGGUUCAAAAAUUGGAAAAAAAAUAUGAAGACAAAAAUUCACACACUCGGCUACCUCUUAAUUAUAUUUAAGGCAAGAAAGAGCAAGAAACCCCCAUGGUGCCCCUUGUUUGGACUUAUGGAGGAAAGUGAAUCUCUUUUAUUUACAAAAACAUUCCGAACCCAUUCCACUGCAAUUUGGCAAGCUUGAUCCACUCUGAAGGGACUCAUAAAUGUCACUCACUUUGUCAAAAGGGGAGAAGAGUUACAGCUGUUUUUAGAUUUCCCAUUAUAGUGAAAGGGGAACCACGGAGCUUCAUUUGAUACAACUCAGAACCCAAAUUUAAGACCGAAGCGGGAAGAGUGUCUGAAAACAGAUCAGUAAUUUUAAAAUCACAAACUCAGCUACAAGACAAAUCUUGGGGCCUGCGCACACCCCUAAAACAUACACAAUGGAUUAAGAGUGGAUUUAAAGCUUCUAUCUUGCCAUUGAGUUAGGAAUCCCUCUGGGGCAUCAGGCCAGGUCAGAGGGAAGGGAAGAGCAGCUGGGAGGCAGGUCAAUUUUUACAGGGGAACUUGGGUGUGGAAAUAUUGCAGGGCUGUAUAUAUAAAACCAGAAGAGACUCCUUAAGGAUAUCUGAGCCUGGGCGACAACAGACGUGGAGGAAGAAAGGAGCAGAAAGGUAAGUGAGGUAGGGGCUAAAGGCAAGUGGAAAUUUCUGCAUCCUCAAGAUAUCAGGAGCAUGAAGACAGACAGGUAUUUUUACAUAUGCACACACAUAAUACAGCCAAGCUAGACAUGAAAUUGAAUGCAAUUAAGUUGCAUGCUUUUGUUACAUGAAGAGCAGCAUGGGAGAGCCUUAGCAACAUCUGGGACUGCAAUGGAUGGAGACGGAGGGAUGGGGGGAGAGAGGGGGCGCGCAAAAGGCUUUACUCCUUUCCUCCCCCUGCCAUGAUACCAACAAAAAGCACCCUUCCCUCAUUGCUGUUUGCAUUGAGACAGAAGCCUUCCUGGGCCAUUUCCAGGUUAUCAGCACAUCUUAAAUAGCUUAGUGAAUGGCAUGUCCCAAAACCAGGAUGUGUGUCACACAAAAGUCACAUGACCCACGUGAGAUCACAGUGCCCAGAAUGGCCACCAUGCUCUUGUGCAAAAAACCAGGAUGUUCCACGCCCCCCCCCCGGACACUUGCAGGGGAUAGCAUGUUGAUAUUGGAUUGCAGAGAUUUGGGUUCAAAUGCUGGCUCAGCGAUGAGGUUUAAGGGGAAGGGGCAAGUUGUAAUUAUGAGGACAGACAAUAGUGAGUACAGUGCAUUAUCUGGCUUACCCAUACCUGCCACUGUCAACAUAUAUGCUGGCCCCAUAACUCAACAUUUACAUGUGAGGUAGCCAUGUGUAGCGUCUAUACAUGCAAAACUGUGAACAUGCCUAGGGAUUCUCAGCAUGAGGGAGAGACCCAACUUUUCCCGUUCAUGUGCAAGUGAGGCAUCCACAAUUUGGAGCUCUUUGACUGUUGGCGUCAAGCAGGUGCCUUCACUGUACUCUUUUCGGUGUCUGCUAAAGCAUUUUUGUCCUGGAUUUUAAUUAUUUUUGGAUGGUUUAAAUACGUGUUUUCACUUUCUUUUCAUUGGGUUUUUUUUUAGUAAAUCACUUUGAGGUUUUAUUACAAUCAAGGCAUAUAUAAAUGUUGUGAAAUAAAUUGUCCAGUGUGCAUCAAUCAGAACAUGCACAAAAACUGCCCGGUUAUGCCAUUGAAGCAGGACUUGGGGGGCAGGGGUCUAUUCCCCACCCAGCAAUCAGAAUGAGCAGGAAGAUCUCCAAGCACAGCAGAGCUGGCUUACUACAUUUUGAAGGCAGUGAAAUGAUAAACGUUGUCAUCUUAAGAGGGCGAUGCCUGUAAGACCAUAAAGUCCAGAGUCUAAAAUGACCAAAUCACCACAGAGGCUCCUAAAUGAGGCUGAUGGGGAGAGGGGUAGGUGGGAUGGGCAGUGAGCACAUCUUUGGUGGGGUGGCACAACACUGUGACCCCCUCACCUGUGCUUCCAAUGGAACACCCACCCACCUUCCAAUAUAGUGGUACCUCGGUUUACAAACUCAAUCCAUUCCUGAAGUCCGUUUCUUAAACUGAAACCAUUCCUAAACUGAGGCCCGCUUUCCCUAAUGAGGUGUUCCACUGCUGGUGCCCUUCCACCAUUCAGUUUCCUUUUGUAGACCAAGGUAAAGUUUGCAAAUCAGAACAUUACUUCUGGUUUUGCGGAGUUUGUAAACUGAAUCAUUCGUAAACAGGACUGUUCUUAAACCAAGGUACCACUAUAUAUUGGGCUACCUCAUUUCACAUACGACACCUUGUGCACUUUUGAUAGUUGUUGGGAGGUUUGCAAUGCAAGAGUUAAGUGCCGCUCAGGACCUCCUGAUGAUACCUUCCAUUUUCCUAAGGUGGAAAUGCUUGAAAACACACCAAACUUCCCAAUUCUAUUGCUUUGAUUUCUGAAAAGGCUUCCCCCCCCCCGCCCUCCCGCCACAUCCUUUGCUUCAGAAUUCAAACUCUAUGGUAAAUUGUUGGGAUAUGCAAAGUGCUUAGAUAGUAAAAUAAAUAAAUAAAUAAAUAGAAUUGUGCAUCAGCUAUCAGACAGAGGCAAAUAUCAGAUUCUGAAAUCAAACCUCUUUAGUUGAACAUCAAAUGCUGAAACAAAAUAUUGCAGGGUGUCAAAUCCAGAUAUCCACAUCAAGUAACUUUGGCAAAUAUGUAAAACACUUAGGCUGUAAUCCUGUCCACUUACCUAGUGUUUACACCCAAGUAAACAAACCACAGAGCCUAGGACUUGCCGAUCAGAAGGAACAGCGGUUCGAAUUCCCGUGACGGGGUGAGCUCCCGUUGCUUGGUCCCUGCUCCUGCCAACCUAGCAGUUCGAAAGCACGUCAAAGUGCAAGUAGAUAAAUAGGCACCGCUCUGGCGGGAAGGUAAACGGCGUUUCUGUGCGCUGCUCUGGUUCGCCAGAAGCGGCUUAGUCAUGCUGGCCACAUGACCCGGAAGCUGUCUGCGGACAAACGCUGGCUCCCUUGGUCAAUAAAGCGAGAUGAGCGCCACAACCCCAGAGUCGGUCACGACUGGACCUAACGGUCAGGGGUCCCUUUACCUUUAAACAUGCCUAGAGUUGCAUGGUCAGAGAUUGUCUGGAGAAUAUUCCACAUCAAGUGACGAAAAUACAGAGGAGCACUAGAUUUUUCCUGUUCCAACCAUUGGCCAGUUUCACAUAGGCAAUGGGGAAGAGUGGAACUGACAGGCAGGUCUCAGACCCAAAAAGUGUGAUCCAUUGUUAGGAGUUCUUAAUGCAGGAAGGGGGAACCUGUGACGGUCCAGCUGUUUGCAGACUACAACUCCCCUUAUCCCUGACCAUUGGCCAUAUUGGUUGGAGCUGAUGGGAAAAGGAGUCCAAAAACACUUGAAGGACCACAGGUCCCCCACCUCUGCUUUAAUGGGAUGUGGGUGAGUGGGGGUGGUGGGACAUACACACAACUGGAAAAAGCAUCUUUCCCUCCUGCAUUCAUGUCUUAAUUCAAUUUUAUAUGCCUUCUCUUUUCUCCUCAAUUCCUGGGAUGUUGCUUGUCAUAUGCUGCUGCUUGGGAAGGAGACGCCAAUAUGAAGACUUCCUUUGCCCUCCUGCUACUUCUGCUAGGUAAGUUGAACCGAGGCAGCAAUCUGAGUCUCACCAGAAGCUGGUAUAUGGAGAAAGAGGCAUAAACAUGCCCCCCCAAAAAGUGAAAAGUGCAGAGAAGUGGAGAAGGCCCACCACAAAUUGGGGAGCUGCUGCAAAGCCUUGCUAAGUUGAUGGAUAGAUGUGGUGAGAUCCCCCAGGGGAAUCCACAGACCCAGAAAGCUUCCUAGAUCCCAGAAGAGAGAGCACUCUUCUCCUGAAGACUCACCAUUGUCUUUCCUUUCUCUGUUAUAGGUUCAGCUUCGACUUUUUGGUUCCAUGAAACAAAAGUAACAAUAAAAGAAACAAAAGAAACAAAAGAAACCAACGGUAAAGUCUGACCCUCAUGGGGUGUCGGUGGAGCUUUCUCCAAAGAAAUAGUAUUUCUAGAAACCUGAGUUAUUUAGCACUGAUUUAGAUAAUGAUGGGCUGACUGAAGUCUUCUACAUAUCCUCCAGUAUUUCUCCAAUGAAAAUAGGGACAUUCUAUUCCAUAACAACCAUCAUCUAUUAUUUAUACCCUGCUCAUCCAACUGGGUUUCCCCAGCCCCUCUGAGCAGCUUCCAACAUAUGUAAAAAACAUAACAAAACAUUUUAAAAAAAACUUUCCCCAUAUAGGGCUGCCUUCAGAUGUUUUCUAAAGGUGGUAUAGUCACUUUUCUCCUUGCCUAAGGGCAUACCUCCAUACCCUUUAACAUUUCUCUGAUGAAAAUAGGGACGUCCUAAGGAAAGGUGGGGCAUUCUGGGAUCAAAUCAGAAACUGGGAAGGCUUCUGUAAAUCUGGGGCUGUCUGUGGAAAAUAGGGACAAUUGGAAGGUCUGCAUAAAACAACUACUGAGACCAAGAUGGAGGUUCACCUAGCAAAAACUUUUAAGCAGAGUAUUUAGGGCGUCACUAUUGUGCAAAUCUUCCUUCCAGAAUCUGGUAGCUGUGAGAACAUAGAGAACAAUUUCCUUCCUUUUGAGGAUGCUCUGUUAUGCCACACAACAGCACCCCUCCCCGAUUUUCAUAGGUUUGUGUCAGGUUUGAGGCAUCAAAGUGUUCUCCCUCCUUUCUGUCCAGAGCACCUCCUGUAUCCCUAUGGGGAAGCUGCAGGAGAUAUGAAGAACCCCAUAGCAGAUGACGGGACGUCCCCUAAGAUUCCCAUUUUGGUACCUUUCACCUUCUACGACAAGACUUACCACAGUGUUUAUGUACGUAUAAUCCCUUUUGGCACAAAGCAAAAAUGAAUCACAGGAAAGGGGAAUGUGACCACUCUCCCACUUCAACCUCAAGUGUUCUGCUCUCAGGAUGCCCAUUACCCUACAAACUUCCAUCUUCUUGUAGCCGGAAGAACAGAUAGCCAAUACUGUGACUAGAGGCUUAUUAUCUUUUGCCCCGCUCUUUCCAGGCAGAAACCAAUGCUUUGAAGUUCUGUGUCAGAGCACUUAAAGGGUGGGUUUUCACAGGGAAAACUCUGGAGCAAAAAUAAAUAGAGUGCUUAGAGCUUUAAAGCACGGAGGAAAGGUUAGCGUAGAUAAGCCCUAGCUGUCAGGGAAUGCUAAAACGAUACACAGGGGUGUCGUCUUCUUUGGCAAUCACUCAUAGCCGAGCUAGAUUGUCUUCCAUAAACACAGUUUUAACAGUGAGUCCGUAAGUGACUGUGGAGGCCAAUCCUGGAUCCACAUGUCCUUCCACAGUGGGGACAUAGGUUUCUGGGCGGGAGUUGCUCAUGGUGAGGGUUUGCCAAGUGUGUCUUCCUCUUAGCACUUUUCUUCCUUUCAUCCUGAGUUUGAGCGUCUCCAAAGCCCAUGACACCUUUGGUAAAGGCUGUUCUCCAACUGGAGCACUUGCAGGCCAGUGUUUCCCAGUUGUCUGUGUUUAUACUACAUUUUUUAAGUUUUGCCUUGAGACAGUCUUUGAACCUCUUUUGUUGACCACCAGCAUUACGCUUUCCAUUUUUAAGUUCGGAAUAGAGUACAGUGGUACCUCGGGUUACAUACGCUUCACGUUACAUACGCUUCAGGUUACAGACUCCGCUAACCCAAAAAUAGUACCUCAGGGUAAGAACUUUGCUUCAGGAUGAGAACAGAAAUCGUGCUCCGGCGGCGGGGAGGCAGCAGGAGGCCCCAUUAGCUAAAGUGGUGCUUCAGGUUAAGAACAGUUUCAGGUUAAGAACGGACCUCCAGAACGAAUUAAGUGCUUAACCCGAGGUACCACUGCAGUUGCUUUGGAAGAUGAUAAUCAGGCAUCCGCACAACAUGACCACUCCAACAAAGUUGAUGUUGAAGAAUCAUUGCUUUGACAGGGGUGUACCUAGGGGUUGGCAAGGCUGCCCCUGCCAAGGGCUGCAGGCCCAGGGUGUGUGUGCAAAAAUGAGCCUCUUCACUCUGACUAGGAGACCACUUGCCUGGCCAUCUCUCAGGCCACUCCUCCACUGCUCUGGGUGACCAACAUCUCCUUACCAAGGGUUCAAGGAAACCUAGGUAUGCCCCUGCUGGUAGACAGAGUUCCCAUGGACAAGGGAUCUUCCCUGAGGUCUUUUGACAAAGGGCAGGCUAUAAAUAGUGUGCCUGUACAAAUAGAUAAAUGACGCAGGACGAUGCCAAUCACUGACGGAGGUUCUCAGAAAGAUGGGGGGGAUGGGGGCUGAAAACCACCUGCUAGGCAAUGAACAUCAAUUCAUGCAUAGGGACUCUCUGUGAUCCAAAUGCCUAGGCAAGGGGCAACAAUGCAGGGAGGCUCACCUAGCACCUUCAUCACAUAUCUUUUGAUGCCAGGCAAAAACGUUCCUCUUCUCCCAGGUCUUUGGCUAAUUGAUCUAUGGCCUUUUAAACUACGUAUGUGGGGGUUAUUGCUUUUGUUUGUUACUAUGGCAUGUAUUUUUGUGUUUUUAUAUUGUAAACUGCUCUGUGAUCCUCAGAUGAAGGAGGAGGAUGAUGGUGGUGGUGGUGAUGAUGAUGAUAAUAAUGCAUGAACCAGCUGCUGAAUAGGGACUCUGGUUCAGAUAUGUGCAUUCAGAAUGUCAUCAGCAGUGCAGCUAGCCUAAGCACGUGACCCAAGGGGUAGGACCAGCAGCACAGUCUCACUUCCCAGUCAUGGUAUCGACCCCCUUUGCCUGUUACACUGUGCUGCUCCCAGAGUCUAGGAGCCAAUACCCGGAGGAUUCAGAUCAGAAACUGAAAAUUCUUAGCAGUGAGAAGGAAAUAGCCCUUGGGAUGGUUUGCUUGGGGGCACUUUAGCCUUUUGCUGUUUCUGCUUACGUUGCUGCUCUCUGCCCCUUCACAGGUCAACAACAAUGGGGUGGUUUCCUUUUCUGUGCCCGUCCCAGAGUACACCCCCAAAGCCAUCCCCAUGGUAAACGGAAAGGCCUUUGUUGCCCCUUACUGGGCGGAUGCCAACAUUAUUCUAGGUGGCCACGUCUAUUACCGGCAGACGCAGAAACCAGAACUGCUGAGAAAUGUCACCCGGGACAUUAAUAACUACUUCCCUGAAAUCAGUUUCACAGCCACCUGGCUCUUCAUUGCCACUUGGGACCGUGUAGCCUAUUUCGGAUCUUUGUCCAGGAAGGUAAGUCAUUCCACAUACAAAUAAGAGCCUAAUUUGCUUGGGCAUCUUCCUUCCAGUUGGGCCUUCUCUGGGGCAACAUGGGCCUCUGCUCUGAUACAGGCAUUGGAGGUCUCCGUACUAGAUUACCACAUAGCAGUGUUUCCCAAAUUUGGGUCUCUAGCUGAGUCAGACCAAUGGUCCAUCGACAGUAGUUGAGUGUUAUUAUAGAUUGGGGAGGGGGGGACCUCCUAAACCAUAGGAAUUAAUAAAUGGUAGGAUUUUCAUUAAUUGGGAUGUGGAUGAAAGAACAAGAUGCAGAGCUGUGUCAGGGAUCCCUGGGCUUGCUUAUGCUAACCAGUUUGGCUGGCCUAGUGAAGAGCAAAUCUGUUAACAUGACAAAAGGUGUUGAUGGAUCAUCCAAGAGGAAUCCUUUGGCCUGGGGAGGCAGAUGGUGCCAGGGUAAGUGGGUGUGAGGUGACAGGUAAAGGGAGUCUUUUAGCAAGGUGUUCUGGGAAGAAGAAGAGGGGAGAAGAAAGACUGGGAUCCAUCAGCUGAAGGCUGGCUGGGAGAGAUGCCUUGGACUCCAGGGCUGCACUACUGUGCCAGCCUUAUCUGGAGUGCUUGUUUCAAGCAUAACCACCAAUUUUUACUUGCAUACUCACUUUUCAGAGUCACUGGAAAUCAGAGUCACUAAAAGUAUAGCACACAAAAUACCUACAGCUAUCCAUCGGCCUUCCCCAACAUGAUGCCCAUUCCCAUCCACCUAUUAUGGUGGGGGAUGAAAGAAGCUGGGGUGCAAAAUUAAGAGCUGAGUAGGCCGUUUAGGGUUAACAUAUACCAGAAAUAGGAACCAUUUCCCCAGGAAGCUACCCUUGAAAUUAAGGUGCAAAGCAACCCUAAUUUCUAUAGAUAUUUUGCCCAUCAUAAGCAACUCCCAACUUUGUCAAAACAUGACCCCUUUCUUAAAUGCAGCUGUAGCACCAAGAAGCCAAAUCCACAUGGAAGAGCAUAGCCAGCCAGCAACUACAGCAAAGAGGAAAAGACAUAGGCCAAGGAAAUUGUGAUGAAAUUCAUUGUGUGUCUUCUUGACCUCACUCUUUCUGCUUGUCUUUGCUCCAGGUAAACACCUUCCAGGCUAUCUUAUGUACUGAUGGCCAUGUUUCCUUUAUGAUGCUCAACUAUGCAGACAUCCAAUGGACUACAGGGGCAGCAAGUCAGGGAAAUCCCAGAACGGGUUUAGGAGGAAUCCCAGCACAGGUAGGCUCAUGCUGUGAGCCGAGAAUUUGGUUCCAGGAGGUUUUCUCAGAAGAGCUGCUCAGAGUCCCUUAUGGUGCCAGAGUGAAUGACAUGCUUUUCCUUUCAAAUCUGGGAACACAGCUAGCUGCCUUAUUUUGUUGGUCUGGUCUACAAUGGUCUCCUCUAACAGGCAGCGGCUGACACUGAGUCAGGCUAUUAGCCCAUUGAACCCACUGUCGUCUGCUCUGACUAGCAGUGGUCCUCCAGGGUUCCAGCCUUACCUGAAGAUGCUGGCGAUUGAACCUGGGACUAUCUGUUGCAAAGCUCUACCACUGAGCUGCAGCCCUGCCCAGGCUUUCAGGGACAGCUGCUAGCAGGGGUGGUCUUGGGGUCUCAAAUUUCAGCAGUGCCCUGUGUGAUGCUAAAAUUGUGCUCCAUUCUAAAUCAUUGCUGCAGUGUCCCCUGUGGCACCCCAAGUCUCUGCUCCCCCUCUGUUGCCACACUCCCCCAAAUCCACCUCUGCUGCUACCUGUCCUUCCUAACUUGGGAUGCCAAGGAUCUUCGGCAAGUUGAGCCAUGGGGGUCUCCCAGUAAAAAUAUUUUAUAGGUCUCAUCGCAGAAACCAAGCCAAAGCCACCUGGGUGCAAACCAGCAAUCCUAACAUGACUUUUGCUAAGGGAUAUUUCUUUUUCUAAAAAAAUAAAAUUUUAUUUGAUUUUCAAGAAUAUAAACAUACAACAAAAUCUAUUUCGAAUCCAAAUAUCGAGAUUACUCUGAAUCUCCUGACUACCCCCCCUCCCUUCCAAGGGUCCUGUUGAUCCUAUUUUCCACUGCAUAUCAAUACUUCUUCACUUUUUUAUCUUUCUAAAUUAUUCGUACAUUCUGUUACAUUACAAGUGUGUUUAAAAUCCUGCCAAUGUUUUAACCUGCUUACAAUGAUCUUGUAUAUAAAUUAUAAACUUUCCCCGUUCUUUUUAAAAGUUCUUGUCUUCUUGGUUCCUGAACUUCCCAUUUAAUUUUGCCAUCAACUUGGUUUGCCAUUUUUUUCUGGUCGGGGGUUGUCUCUUCCUUCCAUCUUGCUAAGGGAUAUUUCUGACCAGGUGUGGCAAAGCAGCAAAUGACCGCCCUGGAUAUCUCACUAUGUGGAUGGAAACAGUGCUGGGCCAAAUAUCUGACAAGCAAGAAACUUGGAUAUUGCAGGAUUGGUGAAUCUUUGGCCGUUCAGAUAUUGCUGAACUACAAUUCCCACCAUCCACAGCCAGCUUGGUCCAAGUUCCCCACACUUGAGUAUUGGAACCAAAGGAGAGUUUAAGUCAGGGAUAGGCAACCUGUGGCUGCCCAGAUAUUGUUGGACUACAAAGCCCAUCAUGCUGCCUGGGGUGAGAGUUGGAGCCCAACAACAGCUGGAGGGCCACAGGUUCCUCAUCCCUGAUUUAAUUAGUUCUGUAGCAAAAAGCCACUUUCCUUGAGGGAGCCCACCUUAGUGGAAGUCUCUAGCAGAGCAACCAGUUUGUUGAUAGCUCCUGCAGUAGUUCAGGAACCCUGUCCAUCCUGCAAGUGCUUGGACUCCUUCCCUGAGAGGGAGAGACCCUGGGAAGAUUCCCUGGAAGUCCAAAGUGUUGUUGCUUCUUGCCACAAAGCAGCAUUUGACUGCUAUACAUGUAUCAAGGCUGGUAUUGUGGUUAUUUCAGGCCGGCUUCAACAGCGGCGAUAACAAGAACUACUACAACAUCCCUAGCUCCCGCACUCCUCAAGUCAUCAACAUUACAAAAACUAGCAACGUGGAUGUGCCAGGACGCUGGGUGUUCCAGGUGGACAAUUUCAAAUCGGCUGGAGACCCUAAAGAGCUUACGCCUAAGAAAGAAGAACCAGAAGUUCCCCAGAAAGAAGAGGACCUCCCUGAGCAAGAACCAGGACAUCUCAGCCAUGAGGGCAGCAAGGAGGUUCCUGAUGAACAGUCACAUGUGGACAGUGAUGAGGAGGAGAGUGAUCACUGUGAAUGGUAAGUAUGUCAAGCCAAGGCCUGAAGGGUGGGAACUAGCUGGCUUUUCCUGGAAGUCAACAGGAAAAAGCUUCACAGGGCAUUGUAUGAAAGCAGAGACCAUGCCCUCAGCCACAUGCCCUUCCUGCAUCUUCCCCCCCCCCCAGAAGAUACUGCAGAAUCAUUUCACAUUAUUUUUAAGCUUUUGCAAAAUCUCACCUUGAAUGUGGUCCUUCUUACCAUUUCAAUAUUAUAGGGAAGUCACUUCCAUAUGUUAUUUUGCAGAGACACUGGGUGAGAUCCAGCUAAGUCAUACACAAAGCAGAUGUUUGCAGAGUAGACUGUACUGUUUUCAGCGACUGCUAAAAGCAUUUUUGUUCCAGCAAGCCUAUCCAGUUUAGCAUGCAAUUUUAACACAUGCUCUUAGUAUGUAUAAUUGUUUUUAAAUGACUGGUUUCAUUCCAGGUUUUGCUAAUUUGUUUUUAAUGUUUUUAAUUGAUAUUUUUGAUUAAUACUCCACAAAUGCAAACACUUUCAGUAGAUAACCUUGAAAGAAAGACUUUGUUGCAAGUCCGAAGCGAUAUCCCCCUGCACAGUGUACACUGUGUGUCCUGAGCUUGCAAUUUCUUGCAGUAUGAAUGGACAAUGUAGAUAAGUAGGGGACAAACUCAAGCUGGGAUUCUGAGGCGGGCCUUAAAAUGACUUAAUUUUCUUUUCAGUAAAAACAAACAUCUUGCCUCUUUCCCCCACUCCAGAUAAGCCACUUUCCUCAGAAGACCUUCGCUGUUGCCGUCAGAAGAGAGAAACAGCCAGGAUGUAG
Molecule: messenger RNA, 32356 nt
Organism: Podarcis lilfordi (Lilford's wall lizard)
Lineage: Eukaryota; Metazoa; Chordata; Lepidosauria; Squamata; Lacertidae
Source: the annotation of a GenBank genome assembly